UUCCUGUCAUUUGAUAGAGGAGGAGUAUGUAGCCAUUGUAACUCCUGCGGAUAUUAACACCACAUGCCACCUAGAUGGGUGAGAACUCUGAAAGAGACCUUGUGAGUUGGAAGCAUGGGCCACAGCCAUGGCAUCUACUUCUCCAUCCCUAAUUAACUUUCAUCCAAUCCAGAACCUUGAAAUCUAAGCCCCCAAACCCAUGAAUUCUCCAGACAACCAUCCAUUCCACUGGCAUUAUGCCGAGCUCGACGACAAGAACUUCCAAAUCCAUGGUCAGAGUCUCCUCCUUCUCCUAAUCCUCUUUUCCAUCCUCCUCCUCUUCACCCUCAUCUGCCUCUACACAAGAUGGGCUUGUCGGUACCGACAAUCAACGGCUGCCGCUGCACAGCAACAACAACAGCAAGGCCUGCAGAUGGUUCGGCCAGUGGGGCUCGACCGUGCAACGAUCGAGAGUCUGCCGGUCUACUUGCACCGUUCAUCGGCUAGCGAGGCGCAGUGUUCGAUAUGUUUGAGCAGCUUCCAAGAGGAGGAGAAGGUGAAGGUGUUGCCAGAAUGCAACCACGCAUUUCACCCAGAGUGUGUGGAUAUGUGGCUGAAGACGCACUCUAGCUGUCCGCUCUGUCGAGCGUCUUUGGGGGGUCCGGCAGAGGCGGCCUGCGUCGCCGCAUGAUUGGUGGACUUGCCGCCGAUGUGAGCAUGUGGGAAUGAUCUAGGCCAUUCGAUUAAGUGGGACCCACAAUGAAAAUUUCACCAGUCAGGUGCACUCUUCAGGUGGGCCAUUUCUCACAGGAGAGGAGGAGAAGACAGAUUGAUGAGAGGUGAUAGAAAGUAACGCUAACGACUUUUUUAUUUUUCUGGCUGAAAGUGUGUGGUGUGGCGUGACACACGUGUCACAUAUAUGGGUGUGGCAGCACUAUAGGUGGAGUAAUUUUCGGUUGUUUCUGCAUAGGUGCAUGUUGUUGGUUAGCAGCUGUCUCUCUUGUCGAAUGUGUUAGAUAUUCCUCAAUGAUCAUAACGCCCUGCUUUCUCUCU
Magnolia sinica is the source of this 1032-nucleotide messenger RNA. Its product is annotated as RING-H2 finger protein ATL66-like. The transcript has a single exon. The record is from RefSeq and is a predicted model, not a curated record. Bases 200 to 670 code for a protein of 156 amino acids. NCBI's taxonomy places the organism in Eukaryota, Viridiplantae, Streptophyta, Magnoliopsida, Magnoliales, Magnoliaceae.